UGUGUGUCCCUUUAUGUUUUGUUUCAGAAACUAGGUGAAAGUGUUCAGCAGCUUCUUCUAGCAAAAAUUGCAGUCUACUUGAUGACCUUUUUAAUAGUCACAGUGGCGUGGGCAGCUCAUGUAAGGCUGUUUCAGGUGAUAGAGCUCAUAGAUGAUGUCCUCGCUCUUCUAAAUCUGGCUUGUAUGAUGAUCAUAACUUUUUUGCCAUACACAUUUUCUUUAAUGGCCUCCUUUCCAGAUGUGCCUUUUGGCAUUUUCCUGUUUAGUAUCUGUGCUGUUGUCAUUGGCCUUAUCCAGGCAGUGAUAGUAGCAUAUGGAUUCUAUCACCCACACCUACUAAAUCAACAGAUACAAGUGUCUGAAAACCAGAACUUCUAUAAACAUCACAUCUUAAAGAUUAUUCUAAGAGGACCGGUUUUAUGCUUUUUAGCAGCCAUCUUUUCUUUUUUCUUUAUCCCUUUGUCUUAUGUACUGCUUGGGCUUGUUAUCGUUUUUCCACACCUCACUCGCUUCAUUACGUGGUGUAAAACCAAGAUUGUUGGUCAGAGAGAUGAAGAGGAACACGGUAGCUUAGAGACCUUCACGUUUUACCUCAGUGAGCCUCUGAGUAAGGAACGAGUAGAGGCAUUCAGUGAUGGAGUCUAUGCUAUUGUAGCAACGCUGCUUAUUUUGGAUAUAUGUGAAGACAAUGUUCCUGAUCCCAGAGAAGUUGAGGAAAAGUUCCAUGGCAGCCUCCUUGAAGCUUUAAGUGAAUAUGGACCGAACUACCUUGCCUACUUUGGCUCUUUUGUAACAAUUGGUCUUCUCUGGUUUGUCCACCACUCCCUCUUCCUUUAUGUAACAAAGGCGACCCGAUUAAUGGGACUGCUCAACAUACUUUCCUUGGCUUUCAUUGGAGGGCUCCCGCUGGCUUAUCAGCUAACCAGUGAAUUUGCAGAGAAGUCUCACAAUGAAAUAGAAGCCAUUCAGGUCAGCUGUGUUAUCACUUUCUUUGCUAGCAUAUUUCAGUUUGCAAUAUGGACUACGGCCCUUCUCCAUGAAAGGGAAACUUUGCAUCCUUUUGCUAGAUAUGGUGGCAAGGAGCAUGCCUUCAUGUUUGCCAAGCUUGCUCUCUAUCCUUGCGUGAGCCUUGGGGCCUUCUUUCUAACAUGCUUGUUAAGUGAAUUUAGCACAGAGAUUUUCCAUCUUAUGCAGAUUGUAAUCCCGUUUGCUUUUCUUGCCUUGCGCAUUUUUGUUAGGAUUUCUUUAACUGUCAUAAAGUCUGUGAUGUCUCUCUCCAGACGGAAGGUUGUGUUGCUAGAAGAAGAGGAAGCAUGUUUGUCUCCUAGUGAAACGCUGUCUUAAAUUUCCAUGGACCGCACGUGAAAUUGUAACGUUACUUUCAUUCUAACUCACAUUGAAUUAAUGUAUGGAUUAUAUUGAUCUAAACUAAAGCUUGUGUUGACCAUAACUGGGGCAUAGUUAGGUUCAGUAAUGCUUUUAAGACCCUUUCUCCAAAACACGUAAUUGAAAAAAGUUGGGUUAGCAGGAGAGACAAAGAAAAGCAUGUUCUCCUUUGUUUAAAACUGCCCCUUUGGAAAAAAAUGCUGCUUGAAGUGAUAACUGCAGUGAUAACUCACUUCAGAGGCGCACAGACAGAUGCUCAGCAAGAUGCCCUUUCUCUGACAUUGUGGCGGCCAAACACAGGUAUAGGUAGAAGAUGAUUAUGCUGCUAUAUGAAGAGCGAGUGAGGUCUGGAAGACAUGAAGGAUACCUCUGAAUUUUUGGAGGGUGAAUCGGUAAAACGUUUAUGCAUACAGACUGUGGGAUUUUUGUUUGUUUUGUUGAGACACUGUCUCUUCUGCAAAGCCACAGAGUUGUGAUAGCAUUUCAAAAGGUGCUUGCUUUUGAAUGACUCAGAGCAUGAGUUUAGGUGGGAGUUGCGAUUGUGACCGACAUGCAGUCUUCCAGGCUGCCUUAACACAAAUUCUUCUUCAGUCAUAUUUCAUUUUUCUAAAAAGGAUGUAUUUAACAAAUGAGACCCAAGGUUUGAACCAGCUUUGUAAUCUCCCAGGGGAAAAACUUGAAGAACUGUGGGACCACAGGUAAAUUUGUUUUCAGCUGUGAAACACACUGCCCCAUUAAAAAGGAAGAUUGGGAUUUCUCAGGGUUUUUGUGUUUAGGAACCUCCUUGAAAAAGGUCUGUCUGUCAGCUUGAAGACAUGAUUUAGGAGUCAUAGAGGUUAUGAGACUUUCCUGCCACCUAUGAAAAUUCCCCCUCAGGCCCGGGAGUUGAGUCUGUCCCUAUGUAGAGUCUAGCUAAGGAGUUAAUACAAUGAACUCCUACGCAUCUUUGAGUUUCAGUAAGAGGGCCGAAAGAACUAAUCCAGUAGGAGUUCUAGUCCCUGGGAUGUUCGGUUUUUUUAGGCCAAUGUGCAGCUGCUCCAACUUUUCCUUGCAUAGAGCUGUACAGAUGGGAGUAUGCACAGUCAUUUGGGCUCUGGUUCCCUAGAAGGUUAUACGUCUCUUUUGGGCAGAGCCAUUAGUUUGUAUCUUGAACUGUCUUAGUGCCUGAUAACUUUUCUGCCAUGUUCAAAGGUAUUUGAGGGAUUUUGUUUUUCCUCUGAAAAAAUACUGUAGCAAAGAACAGCUGGAAUAACUGUUAGUGAAAGCAAAAAAAAGGUUUGUUUCACUCUAGAUCAGUCUGAUCAGCACUUUUGAUUUGAAGGUUUACCAACACGGAAUGUUUAGUAUUAUGUACUUCAUGGAAGGGAUUGUCUUCAGAUACUCUAGGGGUUUUAUACCUGGUUGAUGCUGAAGGGCCUGCAGUGGGGUUGUUUACUGUGUUGUGUAUUGCUGGGUUCUUGUGAUAUUCAAUAAAAGCACUUUUGGCUCUAUACGGUUUUGUUUAAUGUGAAUAAACAGUGAAUAUGUGUAUUUGUAAUAAAUAAAAAUCAGUACAAUAAAAAAAUGAAAGCCUCCAGCUC
Molecule: messenger RNA, 2966 nt
Organism: Struthio camelus australis
Lineage: Eukaryota; Metazoa; Chordata; Aves; Struthioniformes; Struthionidae
Source: RefSeq, a predicted model, not a curated record